AUGCUCGCUCUUUGUGAGAGUUGCCCUGGGGACCCAACCGAUGGUCCUCAAGAAGAGUUCCAUGUUGACAUUCUGGGCGAGAAGAUUGCUCAGGAAAGCCCGGCAGCACAUGCUCUCGAACUCUUUCCCUAUGAGCCGAAGACUUGCACCCUUUGCAACGACUUGGAAAGCGCGGUGGAAGUCCAGCUUGCGCAGGGGAGGGGGUGGCAGGUCAUCUACCCCAAAGCAGAGCUAGACUUCGGGUUGCCUGAAAGCCUUCCAGUCUCGGUGCGGCUGCGCGAUGACCCUUGUGUUUAUGGAUGGUGCAACGCAGUGAAAGCUGGCCAUUGCUCAAUUCGACAUGCUGAGACAGCGCUGGACGCUCUAUGGGCGAGAUGGAAGAGGGAAUGCGUGGCCCAGUUAAAGCUGUCGCGUGACUUUGAGGAUUUCGGUGCGGAAGCUGAGAAACAUUUCCGAAAGGAAGAAGAAGCAGCGGCACAGGAAGCCCGUUUGCAAAAGAUACGGCAAUGGCAGAUCAGCAAACAAAUGAAUGCAGAAGUCAACCGGGUCGCACUUCGCCGACAGGCAUGUGCUUAUUUCUGGAUCUCUCUCUUCGUUGUCGUCGUCCUCGGCGCAAUGAUCUUUUGCACAGUGAAGUUCUUGUUGAUGGAGAACGAGUGGCUCGGUGCUGGCCUGUCAACGUCGUUCAUGGUGCUGUGGCUCUGUGCCUGGCUCGCACUUGUUGGAAUCUGUGCCGCCUCAGGAGAAGCCGACAGACACCAAACUGCCGAGAUGGAAAGUGCAAUCCAGGCCACGCAGCCUGAGCUCCGGAGUUUCAGGCUGCGUGAUCCUAACGCUGCUGCGCUGGACGGACUGCUCGACUUGUUCACGAAGCCAUCCUGGCACCACUGCAAGAUUCUGAUUCCUCUUCUCCUCACUUGUUGCACCGGUUUAGUCGGCUUCGGCUGCGCCAUUGCCAUGACAGUGGCCGCCCUCUGGACUGGGGCCAGCGGCAAAAAGGACGAGGUCAGCCCCGAAAAAAUCUAUUGGUUGUCCGCCUUCAUCCUUGUGAUUCCGACGCUCAUGGCAGUUUGCGCAUAUUUCGGGUCGGAAGGAGACCUAUUCGAGACUUUGGUUCAGCCCUGUGGGAAAAACCUCACGGCAUUCUUGUUGCAGCCCCCCAAGCGCUCAGUGGAUGCGGCUGUGUACACCACCCACCAGCACACCAUCGUUUUUGAAGGAAACGUUAUCCCAAACCGGGAGACGGUAUGUUCCUGGCCCGGCAAGUAUGCCUCCGCAUGGGAUGCUCUGGUGGAGGGCAGUCGCCAAAACGACAUCAGUGCGGCGGACUUGCAUGGCGACUGCUGGUGCAUACCGCUCUACGGUGAAAAGAAGCCGUGGGGCUGCAGAUGGUGGUCCAAGUGGAUUGCUAACAUCGAGCUGGCCGUUAAGAAGGGCGCCAUUCUUGAUGUCUACUUCUUCAACGGCAAAAAGGGCAAAGGCAAAGUCAAGGAUUUCUUGACAGCGGGGCAGGAGCACAUGCGUCGCGAAGCGAUCUUCGCCCGCAAAGCGGACUUCGAGAAGUCAAUGGACUACCAGCAGGCCCUGGACUCCGGCCUGGGACACUUGUCGAAGAAUCAAGGCCCCGAUUCCUCUUCGCCCUUCGCUCGGGAGGUACAUCGCCUCUUCUUGGCUUGGCUUCCGGAGGAAGACCGGCAGUUCCUGGAAGCAGCAGAAGGCCUUGGUAAUUCCCAGAAAGCCGAAGUUGCUUGGCUGGAACGAAAGGGCUACUGCUACGUGGAGAAGGAAGUCAGCGAACUGCGCAGCUCAUCGCCCAAGGCGACGGAUCCCAUAGGUCAGGCAAUCGAACCGAUUCCUUAG
Messenger RNA from Symbiodinium natans, 1860 nucleotides. The record is from the annotation of a GenBank genome assembly. NCBI's taxonomy places the organism in Eukaryota, Dinophyceae, Suessiales, Symbiodiniaceae.